GCGGCCACCAGCGGCCGCAUCGGGCGGGUGCUCCGCAGCCCGGCGAGAGUUAACGGCGGCACCGCCUCUCCAUUGGCGGCCCCGCGGCGGCUGCCGAGCCCCGCGCAUCCACCGGCGCCGCGCUCCGCGCCUCUCCGCGGCUCCAUGCGGCGGCGGCCGCCGGCAUGCCCGGCCCGCCCAGCCUGCUGCCUCCUCUGCUCGCCCUGCUGUGCCUCGGGCUGGCCGAGCCCAACGCCGACCCCGACGAGCCGUGGUGCCCCUACAAGGUGGGCGGCGAUGGCGCCGCGGCGGCGGCGGCGGGGGCGCGGCUGUGCUUCCGCCCGCCGGCCCGCGGCUUCCAGUGCUCGGCGCGGGCGUGCCGCGCCCACCGCUCCGCGGGCGGCGCGCUGGUGGCCAACGUGCUGCGGAACGGCAGCGUGCUGCUGCAGUGGGGCAUGCGGCACUGGGGGCCGCCCGCCCGCCCCGCCGCCGCCCUGCGCGGCUUCGCGCUCAACUGCUCCUGGGACGGCACCUACACGCGCUUCCCCUGCGACAGCGUGGAGCUGGGGGCCGCGUGUCGCGAUUACCUGCUGGCCGAGGCGCACGGCAGCGUGCGCUACCGCCUGUGCCUGCAGCCGCGCUUCGCCCCGCCGCGCCCCGCGCCGCCCGCGCAGUGCGUGGAGUUCCGCGUGGAGCCCGCGGCCAUGCGCGACAUCGUGGUGGCCAUGACGGCCGUGGGGGGAUCCAUCUGCGUGAUGCUCGUCUUCAUCUGCCUGCUCGUGGCCUACAUCACCGAGAACCUCAUGAGCCCCGCGCUGGCCCGCGGAGGGCACGGGGCGGCCGCUGCGCGCCGCGCCUAGUGCGGGAGGCGAUGGUGAUGGUGAUGGUGGUGAUGAUGAUGAUGAUGAUGAUGAUGAUGAUGAUGAUGAUGAUGAUGAUGAUGACGGGGCACAGGGAGGGGACCCCGCUGGUGCUGCAGGGUCACACCCAGGCCUUGAGCUG
Molecule: messenger RNA, 981 nt
Organism: Zonotrichia leucophrys gambelii
Lineage: Eukaryota; Metazoa; Chordata; Aves; Passeriformes; Passerellidae
Gene: FNDC10
Product: fibronectin type III domain containing 10
Exons: 2
Coding region: 165-839 (224 amino acids)
Source: RefSeq, a predicted model, not a curated record